AACGAUGCAGGUUUGAGAUACGAAAAUACCAAAGAUGGUAUUUAAAAUUAUCAGCGAUCUUCGCCGUGUGUGUGCGUGAGCCGCUGAUAACGCAGCUGAUCGAGCGAAUUUGGUGCUGGGUGUUGGCUUUAGCGUUUCGAUUGGACAGGAAUCCGGGAGCAGAGCAUGGCUAACGACUCCAGCAGGUCCCAGCAGUCUACCAGGAUCACCAGCGACAUGGUCCUCACGCCGCAGUCGUCGCCAAAGGAGGGGCAAGCAAAGGUCGAGGCCAUCCCCAGUGCCCCCAAGUGGCGCUCCCCCCAGCUGCUGAUUGUCUUCGAGGACGGCGACCUGCACUCGGCCCGCCAGCAGUUGCUGCACUCCCUGCAGAAUCCCUUUGCCGAGGGCUCCGUGGCCACGCUGCUGCUCCAGGAGAGCAUAGCCGAGCAGUUCGUGGGCCUGGUGGCCCGGGAUCUGCGCACCCUGCCGCAGGAGGUGGCCAAGAAUCCCACCUACAUCAGCACGCUGGCCAAGAUCGAUCAGCUGAAGGCCAAGGUGGUGAGGGGCGAAAGCCUCAAGGCUGGCGAGUCGCCCAUCCUGGUGUACGACUGUGUGCACAGCUACCUGGGAGGUGGAGCCACUGGGGUGGUCACACUGCACACCUUCCGCACGGCCAAGGAAGCCGGCGAGUUGGCCAAAAGGGAUCCGCUGCCCUAUGGCCAGGUCAGCCUGUGGAACGAGAAGCUGGCCUGCGCCUACGAGCUGAUUCCCCGCCUGCCAGCCGACGUUGUGGCCAUCAACUGCUUCAGUCCCGACCUGAGCCCCAUCAGGGACUCCUUCAAAGGCAACCGCAACGAGGUCCUGCUGGAAAAGAACUACCACUACGAGUCGCUGGUGGUCAGCGGCAAGCGGAGGAUCGUCGUGUUUCCCGUGGGCACCAUCUUCGCCAACUAGGAGUGAGGAAGGUCUGCGAUGCGGCGACCAGGAACCAGUCACAUAGCCAGGUGCUCUUACACCAAUACUUAACAAUACCUCUCAUAAGCAUUUUACUUGUAUCUAAAGGCUUUUCGCACAGUUCAAUUGGAAUAUUAGGCAUGGUACCUCAAAAUUUCGAAUUAUACCGAACAAAUUUUCACUUAUCCAUAUGGUAGCCAUAAAAAAGGGAAGCUGUAAACCUUAAAAAUCCUUGUUUCUAAAACAAAACAUUGUUAUAAUUGGUUGUAUAUCAUAUCAUAUCAUAUCAUAAUAUUCCAACUGAAAGUCGGUAGCCAGAACUGUUUUUUAUACUCUGCCAAUAAUUGCCCACUGAAAAA
Drosophila biarmipes is the source of this 1292-nucleotide messenger RNA. RefSeq lists its product as uncharacterized. The transcript has 2 exons. NCBI's taxonomy places the organism in Eukaryota, Metazoa, Arthropoda, Insecta, Diptera, Drosophilidae. Bases 166 to 933 code for a protein of 255 amino acids. Gene Ontology annotation, molecular function: oxidoreductase activity, acting on the aldehyde or oxo group of donors, NAD or NADP as acceptor. The record is from RefSeq and is a predicted model, not a curated record.